Messenger RNA from Paramecium pentaurelia, 956 nucleotides. Lineage: Eukaryota; Ciliophora; Oligohymenophorea; Peniculida; Parameciidae. The record is from the annotation of a GenBank genome assembly.
AUGUCUUCAGUUUAGCAAUUUUGUGAAGAUCUUUCGAAUAUAGAUUUGAAGGAUCCAAAUGCAAAAGAGAUGAUGAUGAAAAAAAUAACAUAGUAUGAUUAAAAGUAAUUAUCAUAAUAAAAAUUAGUUUUGCUUAAAUCAAUUUUCAUCCAACUCCAUCAUAAUUAUCAUAAAAUUAUAAGAGAGAUAUUUCAAAGAUCUAACUACCAUAAAAUGGAUCCGAAAUGGAAAAACAAUUAAAAACAUAAUUUAUAGCAGAUGGAUCAAUUUUUGGAGAAUAUUAAUCAAUAUUAAGAUAAGCACAUGUUCCUGCUUUUGUUGUACCUCCACCUCCUCCUCCAAAACCAGAAGAAUAAGCAGCAUAAAUAUUUUUACGAUUACCCUACAAUUAUCUAGAUUAAAAUGCUAAUACAAAAAUUGAAUCUAACUUCAUAUAACAACCCUAAAAUUAAUAACUAAGUUAAAUUUCAAAUUUUUUAUCUACUAUUUAAAAUCAAAAUUAACCCAAUUAAAAUCAAAAUUAAUAACAUCAAAUGUAAAAUCCAUCAGCAAUUUAAGCAAAUAUUUUGAAUAAUCAAUAAUAAAUGGACUUAUAAAUGUAAAUUAAUUAAACACCUAAUGGUUUAGAUAGUGAUUUUAUAACCAAUAUAAAAAAAACAGUUAAUAUAUUAGGAGGAAUAGAGGACACAGUUUAAAGUAUAUAUUAAUGAACAUAUAAAGUCAUGAAAUAAUCUUUAUAAGAUUAUGAAUUACAACAUUAGAUUGAGAGAAAGAUAGAAAAACAACCAAUCUUUAAAAACUCGACUUUGAUGAAUCCAUAAAAGAAUACUUAAUCAUAAACUAAUCAAUAACAAUAUCAUCCUUUUGAAAGAUAUAUGGCAACAGAACCAUUAUAAAUAGUAUAAUAAUCAUAAAAGUUAAGGGAGUCAAAAUUAUAGCAAAACAUCCAUAAAUGA